UGAAGGGGUUAAUUGUAACCAUUAAAGCUUGAAUACCACUAUAAAUACAGAAUGAUGCAGCCAUGGAUUUUUCAAUUGUCUUAGUGCUUUCAAGAGACCUUUCUGUGAUCAAUUUAUGAAGUUUUGCCUUGAGAGAUUUGAAGUCGGACUGUGGUCGUCUGCUAUGGAGAGAAACAUGGAUCUGUUCUAGACAACAUCAUGGUUGGACUUCGACCAAAGUUGUUAUUUGUAUGGGAUCAAGGAAAAUGCAUUGAUAGUGGCUUUAAAUGCUUGGAGAAGAAGGAGAAGCCCAUAUUCUUGAAACAAAUGAAGAAAAUAUGGGAAAACAAGUAUCAUAUCCUUCCUUUUCGUGGUGGGAAAUUUUCAGAAUCCAACAUACUUAUGAUUGAUGAUGAGCCCCACGUAGCUCUACUUAACCCUCCUAAUACAGCGGUUUUCCCUCCUAUUUUCAAAGUUGGAAACGGCAGAGACACGUUUCUUGGUCCUAAGGGAGAUCUGCGCAAGUUUUUGGAUGGUCUAACAUCCCUUUGGACAACCUGCAACUACAGCUUCUCAUCCUAAUUGGGAUUACUAUGUUAAGAUAAUUCUCCGUUUUGGCAUUAAAAUGGAAGCUUCUGAAGUUUAGUCAUUGAGAUUUUACUUACUAUAGGCUAAAACUUAUAUAACUAUGUUUCACUUAGUGUUUCAAGUACCUAUUUUCACAAUGUCAAUGAUCUACUACUGUUUACUACAA
Molecule: messenger RNA, 733 nt
Organism: Nicotiana tabacum (common tobacco)
Lineage: Eukaryota; Viridiplantae; Streptophyta; Magnoliopsida; Solanales; Solanaceae
Source: RefSeq, a predicted model, not a curated record